This is a messenger RNA of Aplosporella prunicola CBS 121167, 1091 nucleotides long. RefSeq lists its product as uncharacterized. The transcript has 3 exons. The record is from RefSeq and is a predicted model, not a curated record. Bases 172 to 978 code for a protein of 268 amino acids. NCBI's taxonomy places the organism in Eukaryota, Fungi, Ascomycota, Dothideomycetes, Botryosphaeriales, Aplosporellaceae.
CGUUAAUUGUGGGCAAGAUGAAGUGGAUGAUCUACAUUUAGCGAUCCCCGCCACGAAACUACAGUAGAUUAUUAAGACAUGCCAGUACGACAGGCGCGCGAACUUCAACACCUUGACGCUUCCCUACACUAAUCGAGCUGCUCGAGGAUAUCACGACACACUGCAUACAGGAUGAGCUUCUCCGCGGAAGAGAGGGAAUUUUUGGAGAUUUUUCGCCGACAGUACUUCCAGUUACUAGAACCGAGUCAACUACAAUGGCCCAACGCCGAUUUCUUGAAGCAGCCUCACGUUCAGACCUGGCUCUUCCAAGAAAUGUUUGACCGGGAUUCCAUCCAGUACUCACCGCCGGUGAGAUAUCAUGUGCGGGUGCUCAAACAACUCGUGGCAAAGAUAGAGGAUGCCAUCGACAAUCCCGAGGAGGAUGAGAUAUCCGACGACCUCAUGUCUUCUUUGUCACUACUUCUGGCAUCCAAGCUUCCUUCAGAGUCCGAGUCUGCUCAAGCGAAAGCAUACGUAACCUACAGCUUCGAUGGCGAGCGAGCAGUGACGUUGCUUGAGUCUCGUUCGGUGAUCUCGUCCUCCGGAACCACCGGGCUUCGCACAUGGGAAGCCGCUUUGCAUCUUGGCGCUUAUCUCGCGACAGACGCCGGAAGCGCCUUGGUCCGGGGGAAGAGGAUCCUCGAACUUGGCGCUGGGACAGGGCUUCUGUCGAUUCUCUGCACGAAGCAUCUGCAGGCACUGCACGCCACGGCCACCGAUGGCGAUGAGGGAGUUGUGGAUGCCAUCAAGUCCAACGUAUUCCUCAAUGGUCUGGACCGAUUUGCCAGCACAGACUCCAUCGUUCUCAGAUGGGGCGCGAAUCUCAAUGGAAGCUUCUACGACGAUGAGACAACAGAGGGACAGUAUGACGUUGUCCUUGGAGCAGACGUCGUAAGCUUAACCAGGAGCGGUCUGACCGGUGAAAAAGUUCUAAUGUAGGGCUGCGCAGACUUACGACAAAUCGGUUAUCCCAGCACUCGUCUCCACCCUAGCUGAGCUGUUCCAGCAUCAGCCUGCCCUGAAGGUUCUCAUUGCGGCAACCAUUCGUAAUG